Molecule: messenger RNA, 2424 nt
Organism: Bufo bufo (common toad)
Lineage: Eukaryota; Metazoa; Chordata; Amphibia; Anura; Bufonidae
Exons: 12
Coding region: 340-2424 (694 amino acids)
Source: RefSeq, a predicted model, not a curated record
UAUGGAAUCAGGUUACGUUUAAAACCAUGCCCCUUUAAUCAAGUUGUCCAAUUAGAAUCUUUCCACACUGAUAUUUAUCUAAGACUCACCCAUUGUUAUAUAGACUGUGUGUCCAGGGUGCUCCCAGACAGUUUUUUGAACUUGCUGAAAAGGGAGCUCUCUAAACCUGUCUAUGCUUUUUGGAUAAUUUUCCAACUUUUGCUAUUUUCUUUUUGUGAUUUACUUCAUUUAUAGAUUUUGAUUUUUUAUAUUCUUACAUUUUGUCUAUUGACAACUAUUUCUGCAGUUUAUUGUUUCGUUUCCAAAAGGGGAAAUCUUUAGGAUAUUCAAGGAAUAAUCAUGGAGUCUGUAUCCAAAACCAAAAACAGAACUCCACAGACAUGCCCUGUCUGCUAUAGACCACACAAGAUUCUCUCAACACAUCUGAAAAGAAAGUGUAUGAGACUGAGCACAGAUGAAGCCAGGAAAGCGGCAUUAGAAUCGGCCAAGAAGACCCUGGUCAAUAUAGCAUCGAAGGGCACUACCAUUUCUUACGAUGAGAUCAUGUCUCUAGGAUCUCUGGAAAAAGUUGUACCUUUUCUAGAGGACAGAGGCUUUAUAAUAUCAGACAAGCCGGCUUCAAACAGGAAUGUCAGACAAGAGAUAACACCUACCUCUGUGUCUGCUGCCACCUCCACAUUGCAAGCAGUGGCCUCUCAAGUACAGCCACUUCACACGGAAGACGACGAGGACACAUUCCAACCUCAAGAAGAUUUGGAGGUCGCACAUGGCAAUGUGGAGCCUGAAGAAGAAAUUGAGGAUGUGCCAGCCGAGACCGAGGACCAAGAUAUAGAAGAGAGAGACAGCAUUCCAGAAGAAGACCACGAGGAAGGACAAGAAAGAAGACAAGAUGAAGAAAUUGAGGAAAUUGAUAACCUCGAUAGUGAGACACAGAGAAUCCUACAGACAAAAUGGACAGUGAAUACAAGAAAGAAGAUGAUGGCUGAAGGGUUGUACCAACGUCAUUCAUUAGACAACCCAAUGCUGAAGGGCUUUGCCUCCUAUCUGAAGGACACUUUGAAGGUCAAUAAUUAUAAACAGGAGGUUGAAGAUGUUGCAAGGUUCCUUUUUUACAUGAACCCAAAGACCGUAAACCUACAGUUCGUGAAGGAUGUGGAAAAGGCCAACGCCUUCUUUACCAAGCUGAGGGAUUUGAAUCUUGCAAACCAGACCAUCUUCAACUACCUGAAACAUGUCCGGAGGUUUAUGACCUAUCAGCUAAGAUCCACCAACCUCUUUACCAAACAUCCAAAUUUGUAUAAGUCCUGCGAAUUCUUUCACAAGGUGACCGAUGACAUACAAAAGAGGUUGUCAAAGGGCAUUUCUAGAGAGGUUGUCAGCAAACGGUACCAGGCAUUGACAACCACUUCAAAGACACCCCAGGAAUGUCGCAGGCUUCUAGAUGUGGCAAAACCAUCAUUCUCACAGUGUUUCAAGGAUGUCCAAGGUAGAAACACUGAUCGAGAAACAUAUCUAGAAAUUCUUUAUUAUUUGGAGGCCCUGCUUAUAUUGAAACAUCUACAACGACCAGGGGUAGUGCAAAAUAUGACCGUUUCUGAGCGGAAAGAACGAAUCUCCCACACAUAUAAUGGGGAAGAUCUUGCUAUAGUCGGUGUUAAGUUACACAAGACAGCUUCACAACAAGUGGCUACUUUUGUACUAAACAAGGAGGAAGAAAUGUGGUUUAAAGUCUACUUUGAAAAAGCUAGACCAAAGUUGCUACAGAAAGACUCUCCAAAGGAUACAUUCUUCAUAUCGACCUCUGGAAAAGAGAUUUAUAACGUUUCCAAUGACAUCAUGCGGUACCACAAGAAAUUCAAACUUCCCAACAUCUCUAGCCAGCUUGUCAGGAGGGUUUGUGAAACUUGGACCAUUCCUCAUUAUUCAGACUCCGAAAAGAAUAUGUUUUCAAAAUAUCUGGCACAUACCAACCUCACGGCCGAACGAAGCUAUAGGGAGAAGACGCUAACGGAUAUUUGCCAUGGCUACCAACUAGUAAUACAAGCAGGGCAAGUGACGAGUGAUGAGCCACAAGCCAGCACCUCAAGACAUCUGGAUCCAGAAGAACAUCGAGAAAGCCAGGAUGAUCACAGUGAGCAAGACGAGGACAUCACUUCCCAGAACACCUCAAGAAAUCGGGAUUCUGAAGAUCGUCAGGCAAGCCAGGAUGAGGACUCUACUUCAAAGGAUGAGAACAGCAACGAAGACGAGGACAUCACUUCCCAGGACACAAUCAGUGACGAGGAUGAUACUGGCUGGACUUCAAGAGCACCAACUCCCAUAGUGCCAGCGAUGUCAACAAGGUCCUGUGGGAAAAGGCAGAAAGCACCAUCAAGCUCUAGCAGGACUAAAUGUUGCCGGAGAAGUACUCGACUACGAAGAUAA